AUGCGAGCUGGAGAGGCCGCGAAGGCCACGAUCACCGCAGCGAGGAAUUUCAUCGGCGAGAAGAACAAGGAGCUCGCGACCUUCGCCCCAGAGGUGUCCAAGCCGGCGAAGGAGGAGCUCAACGAGGUCAACCAGCGGAUAACCGCGUCCUCUCAGGCGCUGGCGCAGUUCUUCAAGGAGGUGGACGGCAGGGAGAAGAACGUGCGGGUGCAGGAGGCAGAGCAGAAGAUCCUGGACCUCGAGGCAGAGGUAAACACGGUUGUGGAGGCGGCGAAGCCCUUUGCCGAGGGCGAGAUCGAGGGCAUGCCCGAGGAGGAGGCCACGGCGAAGUGCACGAAGUUCCUCGAAUUGGAGAAGGCAGCGCAGGCGAAGCUUGUCGAGACCAAGCAAAUGGUUGUGAAGACUGCCCAGGAGGUGAAGACCGUCCCGGCGCACGUUGAGACUCUGAAGCCGCUUCAGGCCAAGCUGACCUCGAUCGGCGUCGAACUCAACAAGGCCAAGAAGUCGACCUCCUCCUUCGAGCAGAAGAUCACGGCGAAGAGAGUGCGGGAGGAGCUCGCCGAGCUGUUGAAGGAGAUGGAGGCGGAGAAGGCGAAGGUCGAUCAGGUGUGUGCCCCCCUGCUGGAGAACGGCGGAGAGGAGUUCCUGGUGCAGGCGUGUGUCCGCCGGCUCGCCGACGCGCUGUCGGCGCACAUGGCGGAGAAGGGCGUCACUCAGGAAACUCUGCUUGGCAAGCUGGCCACGGCGAGCGACUUCGCGGGGUACGUCGAGAAGAUGCCCGAGACCUUCGAGAAGGAGGAGCUGAUCUUCCUGGAGGGACGGCCUGCCGCCAUGUUCAAGCAGAUCGAUGCCGACGGGGACGGCAAAAUCAGCGCGGCGGAGUUCAACGCCAUCUUCUGCCCCAAGUACGUGUGCGUCAAGGACAUCGCUGUCACCGACGCGUUCGAGAUGGAGAAGAGCACCAGCACUUCCAAGCUGAAGCCCGGCGACGUCGUCGAGGCGAUCGGUCCCUCGCGCACGGAUGAGAACGGCAUGACGCGGGUCGAGUGCAAGCUGCCCUCGGGGGAGAGCACCGGCUUCGUCACCACCAAGGGGAAUUCUGGCGCCAUCUUCCUCCGCGCCUGCGCUCCCUUCGACGCCUUCUCCGCCGAGGCGGACAAGGCGAUCGAGGCCGGAAUCAAGACGCUUGCUGGACUGCAGGGGAAGGUGAAGCAGAAGGUCGCGGAGUUCCCCAGGGCCACAGGACCAGCCGCCCCGAAGACGGAGGACGGCGAGGCCAAGGAGGGCUCGGUGGACGCGCUGCGGGGCGAGGUGAUGAAGACCUCGCAGAAGUGCUCCCUGGCGCAGCAGUCCGUGAUGACCAUGAAGGGCAAGAUGAAGCAGGCGAAAGCUGAACUCACCAGGAAGGAAAACAACGAGAAGAACGCCCAUGUCUUGGCCAAAGAGCAGCGGGAGAUCGACGAGGUGAUGACUCCUGCAACCGACAGCGCGAAACUUGUGGAGACCAACUCCAAGGCUUUGGAGGACAUCACUGCGCCAUUCCUUGCGCUUAUGAGGAAGAGCUGCAGGCGUUUGAGAACCCAGCGUCCACGCUGA
Molecule: messenger RNA, 1596 nt
Organism: Prorocentrum cordatum
Lineage: Eukaryota; Dinophyceae; Prorocentrales; Prorocentraceae
Source: the annotation of a GenBank genome assembly